Molecule: messenger RNA, 2506 nt
Organism: Diabrotica balteata
Lineage: Eukaryota; Metazoa; Arthropoda; Insecta; Coleoptera; Chrysomelidae
Source: the annotation of a GenBank genome assembly
AUUUAUUCAAAGAUCUACGAGACCGGAGCCAAACAUUCGAUGUGGUGUUAUGAACGGCCCCAGGAUUUUGCAAAACCACGAUCACAAAUCAGAUGCAAGACUGCGUAGUUACCCUAAAGUUUUAGUUUUUGUAGAAACGAUGUACUCCCAGUUAGGAAAAAGUAUUGCUGAGCUUCUUGUCCACACCCGGUUAAAGUACAAAAUUGAAGUCAGCGGUAAAAGUGUACCAGUGCUCACUAAUUUAGACAAAGGUCGAUACGGUGUGAUAGUAUUCGAGAAUUUCAACAAAUAUCUCCAAAUGGACAACUGGAAUCGAGAGUUGCUGGAUAAGUAUUGUCGAGAAUAUUCCGUCGGCAUCAUCGGUUUUAUAACGCCCGAAGAAGAAACCUACGUUGGUACACAACUGAAGGGUUUUCCGCUAUUUAUACAUACCAACCUUAAGUUAAAGGACGCAGCUUUGAAUGCAGCUUCACAAAUAUUGAGAUUAACAAGAGCUGGAGAAACUGUUUGGGGGGAAUUACCAGGAAAUGACUGGACCGUAUUCCAGGCAAACCAUUCCACCUACGAGCCCUUAGAAUGGGCAACGAGGAGCGAUAAUUUUCAACUAAACGACAGUAAUGGUUCAAAAAUUCCUCUUCCUACGGUCAUCCAAGACCACGGGCUCUAUGACAACAUCCAAAGAGUGAUAUUCGGUUCUGGACUGAAAUUCUGGUUGCACCGAUUGCUAUUUCUGGACAGUUUAAGUUACCUCAGUCACGGCCAGUUAAGUCUGUCAUUAGAUAGAAAAUUUCUUGUGGAUAUCGACGACAUAUUUGUUGGAGAGAUCGGUACUCGGAUAAGACCAGACGAUGUGAUGGCUCUUGUGGAUACCCAGGAAAGACUAGCCAAUAUGGUUCAGGGGUUUAAAUUUAAUUUAGGAUUUUCCGGAAAAUACUUUCACCAUGGUAACAGCGAAGAAGAUAAAGGUGAUGAUCUUAUCCUGGAAAAUGUAGAUAAGUUUAUGUGGUUUUCUCAUAUGUGGAAUCAUCAACAACCUCAUCUUUAUGACAAUCUCACUCUACUAAUGGAGGAUAUGCUUUUGAAUAAAAAUUUUGCAAAAGAAAAAGGCAUACCAGUUGAUUCGGGUUACUCAGUUUCACCUCACCAUUCUGGUGUAUACCCAGUGCAUGAAAUUUUAUACACGGCGUGGAAAAAAGUUUGGAACAUUCGAGUAACGUCUACGGAAGAGUAUCCCCAUUUAAGACCGGCUAGAUUAAGAAGAGGUUUCAUUCAUAGAAACAUAAUGGUGCUACCAAGACAAACGUGCGGAUUGUUCACUCAUACCAUGUUCAUAGAUAGAUAUCCAGGAGGUAGAGAAAAAUUAGAUGAAUCUAUACAGGGUGGAGAAUUGUUUCAGACUAUUGUUUACAAUCCGAUUAAUAUUUUUAUGACUCAUAUGUCAAAUUAUGGAAAUGACAGAUUGGGAUUGUAUACUUUUGAGUCUGUCAUCAAAUUUAUACAAUGUUGGACCAAUAUUAAAUUAUCAUCGGCUCCGCCUUUACAGCUGGCCGAGAGUUAUUUUAAAUUGUAUCCUGGGGAAGCUGAUCCUGUGUGGGGGAAUCCUUGUGAUGAUCCAAGGCAUCAGAAGAUUUGGUCUCGAAACAAAUCGUGUGACUCCCUUCCCAAAUUCUUGGUAAUCGGUCCUCAAAAGACUGGAACUACGGCGCUAUACACGUUUUUGUCAUUACAUCCGGCCAUAGCUAGUAACUUACCUAGUCCUACAACUUUUGAAGAGAUACAAUUUUUCAAUGCUCAUAAUUACCUUAGGGGCUUGGAUUGGUACAUGGAUUUCUUUCCUACUGACGCCAAUUCAUCGGCAAGGUACUACUUCGAAAAAAGUGCUACUUACUUUGACGGCGAAUUGGUACCAAGAAGGGUGCACGCUUUGCUACCACAUGCUAAACUAAUAACCAUAUUGAUUUCUCCUGCCAAACGGGCAUACUCUUGGUAUCAACAUACCAAAGCCCACGGUGAUAUUAUAGCGAAUAAUUACAGCUUUCAUCAAGUGAUAACAGCCAGUGAUACAGCUCCGAAACCGCUAAGAGAUCUAAGAAAUAGGUGCUUAAACCCAGGAAAAUACUCCCAGCAUUUGGAAAGAUGGUUAACUUAUUUCCCUUCUCAGUCUCUACAUAUUAUUGAUGGAGAAGAACUGAAAAACAGCCCAGUCGAAGUGAUGAAUGAACUUCAGAAAUUCUUAAAAAUAAUGCCCUUUUUUAAUUACACAGAGCAUUUACGGUUUGAUCCAAAGAAAGGUUUUUACUGUCAGGUAGUAACCGGAGAUCACACGAAAUGUCUAGGACGCAGUAAGGGCAGGCAAUAUCCUCCUAUGGAGGAAAAAUCUCACAAGUACCUACAACGGUACUAUCUAAGCCAUAAUACGGCUCUAGUGAAAUUAUUUAAGAAGAAUGGAAAUCGUAAUAUUCCGAACUGGCUCAAGGAAGAUUUAUCGGAUAAAUCUGAUAAUUAA